Blepharisma stoltei is the source of this 1113-nucleotide messenger RNA. The record is from the annotation of a GenBank genome assembly. NCBI's taxonomy places the organism in Eukaryota, Ciliophora, Heterotrichea, Heterotrichida, Blepharismidae.
AUGGAAGGAACCAUGAGGGAAUGCCUGCUUUGCACAGAGCUAUAUAAUGAUAAUAUAAACAAGCCAAAAGUACUUGCAUGUGGACAUACAUUUUGUGAAGCUUGCUUAAUAAAAACUUUGAAAUUAUCCCAGCCUUGUCCAAUGUGCCAAAAAGAAAUCAGGGAGAUAUCUGUUUCAAGAAUACCCACAAAUUUCGCUCUAAUACCAAAUAACCCUACUCCGAAACCAAAGGUAACGAAUAACGCCCAAUUUGCCCAAAAAUACGAUACACAUGGUGGAUAUCCUGCUCAAUGAAAUCCAUACUCAAAUGUAGCAACACGAAGUGUUCCUAUCGUAAACGCUCAGCAAGAUAGGGCUCUGCAAGAAGAAAGGAAGCAGAUGCAAAGCUUUGCUAACACUAAAGUAAAAGAAUUCUCAGAAUUCGAUGAAACACUCGAAAAAUCAAAACAAAGCUUGAAGAAGUGAUGUGCCUACGCAAAUGAUAUAAAUCUUAAAUCAAGAUCUCAGCUCCUCGAAAAAAUCCAAAAAGCGAAACAAUUUAUUGAUGAAGUUGAAAAAUGGUGUAUUGAGGGUUCUCAAAGCUGCAUAGAUUACAACAUUGGUAUUGUCAAUGAAAGUAUUUCUAUAAUUGAUACAAAAAGAAAGGCAGUGCUGAACUGUCUUGGGAUUUUACAAAAUGUAUUAAGAGGGAUUAACAUAGACAAAAAUACCCUCAAUAGCCAACUGAGCCAGAUAUCUACAAACGAGGUUCCAGGAGUUGAUGUAGAGUUUUAUACAAAUGUAUAUGAAUCAAGCUGGAAUUAUACAAUUGCUUCGCCACAGAGUAGCCUAAAUAAAUAUAAAAUAAAGGAAUUUGAAGUCAUGUCAACGACUCCAAAAGUAGUGGAAAACUUUGAAAACUAUGAGUGGCACACCAUUGAUCCAAAAACUGGAGAUAGACGGCAAGAGCGCUAUAUUGAAGAGCAAAUAGAACUUGGAUAUAAAAAUAGAGAACCGAAGCGAAAAAUUAUUAAUAAGUUUGGGUUUGUUAUAGCUACCAUUGAUUACGCAAACAAAACAUUUAUUUUAAAAAAAUCGAAAAAGCUGCUUACUUUACAGAGAGUUCAAGUUUAA